UUACGGCCAGAACUAAGAUUAGAAAUAGUUUGUCUCACUUAGAUCUACAUUGUAGUAAACAGACCAACAAACGUUCUUACGAGCCUUGCGAAGUUGCCUUUACUUCAAGUACUUGAAGUAUAUGUAUGUUACUCCAAUGUAUUAGGUUAGUAGUUGCUGCUGUUCUUGUAGGUAUUUCCGGUGUCAUGGCGUGCAAAGAGAACACCGGUCAAAUAUGUAAUGACUUUGAAACUUCGACGUAUUGCCGGGUUAGUGAUGGCGGUGAAAGCAGAGCGGCGAGCGAGUCUGGCCACGCUGACGCUAGUCCCGCGCCCGGAUCAGGCACCGGUCACGCUGGCCACGCUGCCCACGUAAGCAACCUACCCGAGGCUGUGCGCAGGUUGAGAGGCUUGUUUGUUCAGGAUUAUCUAAGCGCAACCAUAGACAUGGGAGAAGGUAUGGUGGACGAGGGGUUGAGGGAGCCCAGUGUUUCGGAUGUGCACGUUCGACUCAUGAUUUUGUCCAGACCUGAGCUCCAAGAAGAGUUCAGGAACGCCAGUUUUGAUUCAACAGGCGACAUGUGGCGUGUAGAGCACGUUUUCUCAAAGGCGGCCAGCAGCCUAGAGAAUAUCUCGCUAGAAAAUCUUUUCCAUCUCAGUGAUGAGCAGAUGCUGGAGUUUUCCAGCGGUGGCCGAACCUACCGCAUCUUGGCAGUGGCUAGUGCAGGCUGUGGUAAAACAUUCGCCUUGACCAAAGUGGCUCCGUUGAAAUGGGCACGGAAUGAAAUGUGGAUGCCUUUUGAUCUGGUGGUUGCACGAAAGCUGCGCAACGAAGAAGUACGGAAAGCCACCAGUAUAUGCUCUUUACUUGGUGUUGAAGAGCAAGGAGAGUUCACGAGCGACGAACGCAAGAGCAUCGAUGAUUUUGUACGCCAGCAAGCGCACCGAGUUUGCUUGGUACUGGAUGGUCUUGAUGAGAUUCGCCUUGGUGACUGUAGUGGCUUUGUUCGCGACGUCAUCAACGGGUCAAAAGUGAGGGGACUUCGUCUGGUGGUGACGUCACGGCCGUGCGCAGAGCUGCUGAGUCUGUGCGACCAAAAGCAGUUUGAUCGCCGUGUGGAACUUGUCGGUUUCCGGCAGGAGGAUGUAGAGGAGUACAUCGGCAAGGUACUCAGAUCACCAGAAGAGGCAUCUGCACUGGUAACGGCAGUACGAGGCGACCAGAGCCUUGCCAGCAUGAUGGCCACGCCAUUCCUGGCCAUGCAGACGUGCAAACUCUUCCACUGUCGGUGUGGCAUGCUACCUCGCUGUCUGUCGGAUAUCUUCGACAUGAUGGUCAUCCAAGUAGCAGAGCGUCAUACUGGUGAGUCAUACAAGAGCUGGAAUGAGAUUGCCACCGACAUCCAAGAUCUAAUCCUGGAUCUUGGAAAGCUUGCAUUCGCCAUGCUGAACAAGCAGCAGCUGAUAUUCACUGAUGCUGAGCUAAAGGCACAUUCCAUUGCCAGAGAAGCAAAAUCACUGGGCCUACUCGUACUGGCCGACAGCACCAGUCGGGACAGUGGCAGAUUCUGGAUGUUCAGCCACCUAACUCUACAAGAAUCACUGGCUGCUCGCUACAUAGCAGUGCGGAAGGUCACCACGCUGGCCCGCGUUGGUCGCCUGGUUGAAUCACUUGGCCCCACCAGCCGGCACUUGCGCACUUUCUGGAUGCUGUGCACUGCCCAGUUGGAUGCAGAGAAAGCCGACUGCUUACUCAACGGUUUUUUGACCAGGAAGAAGUCGGUUAUGGAACCAGAACAAGACUGGGCUGGCUCGGAUGAUGCCGAGUGGGAUGAUAGCUUUGAUGAAUGUUCACAAGCCUUCCCCCUGAACAUGCUUGAAUCGCUCAGUGCGUGGCUGUUGGACCUGGAUAGUCGCCGCCUAGCCGAGGAGCUGCUCAGUGCACGGCUGAACGGCCGCAGCGGGGAGCGCCUGGUAGAGAGACGCUGCAAGAACGGCCGGAACUCCAGCCGGGAAGAGUUCCUGAAAGAGGUGCUGCUGACCUGGGCGGAACUCUGCGGCCCGGACGCAACGCCUGCUACACUGGCCACUGCCCUCCACGACAUGGGCAAAGAUGUACUUGCACAGUCUCUAAUCGCUGAUAUGCCUGAUGAGCCGAUGGCACAGAAGUGCCGCCGCUUUCACAACGAAAUCAGCGAAGGCCAGGAGUGUAACUUGGAUCUCGUCACGCUCUGCUAUGCCGAACAUUGCCAUCACCAUGGCAGCGAUCGUCAUCCGUUUAUGUCUAGCCUGGCGUCCGCGUUUCAGUGCAUGCAGGUACAGGUCGACGGAAACAAUCACCCUUCCGUCGUCCGUGCCUACGAUGUGGCGAUUGAUGUCCACUACGCCAGUCUGUGCAAGGUGUUCAUCCGCUACCUGAUGCCGGACAAACCGGUGUCGUUUCCGGUGUCACUGCUAAAGUGUAGCAAUAUCACCGAGCUCAUGAUCUCUCAGUGUACCUGGCAGUGGGAGGAGAUCGCCGCCGUUCUCAAAUCGUCAUGCGCGCACAUGAAGGAGAUAAUUGUGAUCAAUUGUGACUUCACCAAUCCUACCGAUAGCAGCACGCCAUCACAACCAGCCAGCAUUCAGCCACCACUUACUGCGUUCAAUGGAGUAGCAAGAACGACCAAUGCCACUUGCUCGCCCGCACUGAUGCUGGCUGAUGCACUUGCCGAUGUUCGCUGCCUCGAAGUAUUCGAUCUCAAUGGCUGCAGAGGAAUUUGUGGAGAGGCCAUGCACAUGAUUUGCAUGGCACUGCACGGAUCAUCUCGUCUGUCGACGCUUGUUCUUUUUCAGUCGGGACCUCCUCAUUUUGUAGCGGGCCUGGCAGAGAACCUGCACACUGCCUGGCCCCAACUGCGCGAGCUGGUCAUCACUGAUGUGGAAGAGCCGCUGCAGCAAGAGUGGCUCGCCGACGAUGACGUCACUGCCUUUCUGCAUGCCGUCAACACACAUAGCUCCCUUCGGCAGCUCGUAAUCUCCGCCAAGGUUCGCGAGCAGUUUCUUACGGACGCCACUCGCCGUCUGUUUAGCCGCAAUUCCUAUAGAUCCUCGUUGAAGGCAAACAUCGACGUGCAGCAUUGGUAACCAUGGUAACCCAGCUAUCUGUUAUGGCGACCGUACUGACAUGUCAUCGGCACAAACUGCUCCUUGCACAUGUACUCUAAAAAUCACGUUGGACGUUCCUUCGUCUAUCUUUUGCCAGAGCAUCUUGUUUAAAAAAGAAAUGGUAUGACUGUAUCCCCAGCAUUUAGCAGGUGCCCGCCACCUAUCCUUCGUCUACUGUGGUACCUCUGUUUCAUGCACAUGUAGCUAGACAACCAGGCCGUCUUCUAUAGUCACCUAGCUCUUCAAACUAUCUCACCAUCUGUUGAUAAAUUCCCGUUAAUACAAGGUUAUGGGCAUUCGGCAGGCUGACUGUGAUCUAUCCACAUAUGUAGCAUGAUUGCACAUGUCUGAUGUUCCUGUUUCCGAAGCUCGGCUUGUUGGCAACUAGCUAACAAGGGUAACGGAUACAGACAGAUCCAACAGAGACUAUCAUGAAUGGAGUUGUCAUUGUGUGCAGAUUUUCAAGUGUCAGUCAGUGAUAUCAUGAUUAUUCUGUGAUUGCCCGUAUAAGAGGC
Molecule: messenger RNA, 3640 nt
Organism: Sycon ciliatum
Lineage: Eukaryota; Metazoa; Porifera; Calcarea; Leucosolenida; Sycettidae
Exons: 1
Coding region: 126-3104 (992 amino acids)
Source: RefSeq, a predicted model, not a curated record